Fibroporia radiculosa is the source of this 1053-nucleotide messenger RNA. RefSeq lists its product as uncharacterized. Gene Ontology annotation, molecular function: NADP binding; oxidoreductase activity, acting on the CH-OH group of donors, NAD or NADP as acceptor; NAD binding. NCBI's taxonomy places the organism in Eukaryota, Fungi, Basidiomycota, Agaricomycetes, Polyporales, Fibroporiaceae. The transcript has 7 exons. Bases 1 to 1053 code for a protein of 350 amino acids. The record is from RefSeq and is a predicted model, not a curated record.
AUGGCGGCAGUCGCUCAGCACGCUAUUCCUUUCUCCCGUCCCGCGACCCCAGGUCAUGUAGUCAACACAGUCGGGUUCUAUGGACUUGGGGCGAUGGGUUACUUCAUGGCGCGUAAUCUAGCCAACCGCCGCGCGUCGGAGGCAGGUUCUGCGCUGGUCGUUUAUAAUCGUUCUAUCGCGAAAUCCGAACAGCUGCUGAAAGAGCUCGGCGCCGAUAAGGUCAAAAUCGCCCAGUCAGCCGAGCAACUCGUCCUCGAGUGCGAUGUUGUUUUCACGAGCUUGGCUAGUGAUGCAGUGGUCAAGAGCGUAUACGAGGGCUUUGCAGCUGCUUUGAAGCAAAACAACCCGACGAAGAACAAGAUUCUUGUUGAGAUGAGUACCAUCUACCCGACGCUGGCUGGAGAGCUGGACACCCUACUCUCCAACAUUCCUCACACCCAUUUCGUCACAUGCCCAGUCUUUGGUCCCCCCAUAGCGGCCGAGACUGGGAAUCUUAUCUGCGUUCUCGCCGGAGAAUACCGAUCGAAGAAGGAGAUAGCUCACCUAUUGGUUCCUGGAGUUGGCAAGAAGGCUAUGGACCUAGGUGGAAACCUUGAGAAAGCGCCCACGUUCAAACUCAUCGGCAAUUCAAUGAUCCUGGGUACUCUGGAGAUUCUUGCAGAAGCGUUCACGCUCGCCGAUAAGGCGGGCAUCGGCUCCGCACAGGCAUACGAGUUGGUGAAAGACAUGUUUCCUGCACCUCCCUUCGUGAACUACGGGAAUAAGAUGGUGACCGACAAAUUCGAUGGUUUGACCGGCUUUGCAAUCGAUGGUGGUCUCAAGGACGCCAACCACAUUCGCCGAUUGGUCACUGACUUGAACUCGCCGAUGCCCGUAACCGAUGCUGCGCACGCACAUAUGCUGACCGCCCGUGCCAUUCAUGCAGAGCAAAAGCACAGUGGCGAAGCUGCUUUCGAAGUCCUGGACUGGAGCGCUCUUGUUGCUGGUGCGAGGGUGGCUGCCGGCUUGCCUCCAUUUGACAAUGCAGGACCUGCGAAGGUGGUCAAGGAAUAG